This is a messenger RNA of Pieris rapae (cabbage white), 7173 nucleotides long. It is a transcript of the gene arr, whose product is annotated as low-density lipoprotein receptor-related protein 6. NCBI's taxonomy places the organism in Eukaryota, Metazoa, Arthropoda, Insecta, Lepidoptera, Pieridae. The transcript is spliced from 24 exons. Gene Ontology annotation, molecular function: calcium ion binding; protein binding. The coding region runs from base 272 to 4822 and encodes 1516 amino acids. The record is from RefSeq and is a predicted model, not a curated record.
UUUAUAAUCUGUAUCUAUGGUUGUGAUUUGCGCCCGGCAAUGGAUCUAUAAUCUGUAUUUGAACUUUACGUCCUUGUGUAAAUAAUCUAUAUUUGUGUUACAAAAUAUUGAAAAUAUCAAACAUAUCAGUCCUUACUGUUCGUAAAAUAAUUUUUAUACUAAAUGUUUAACAAUGGCUUAAUUUACCGAAAGUGCCUUUUUUGUUAUCGAAUCAGCUACUACUUUAAUACUUCAUGAGAAAUUUUGUACCACGGAUCUUUUGCUUUACAUCAUGACAAAACGCCGAAGAAUAGUCCAAGCUGACAAAAUAAUACAGAAUGUUGUACAUGUAUUUACUUUAUUAAUGUUCUUACAAUUAAAAGGCUUUUAUUCUACAUUGACAAAUCCUGUAUUAUUAUAUUCAACUGCUGCGGAUAUAAGAGUUGGGAAUCUUUCUCGGCUUAUCAAAGCUAAUCCAAUAAUAAAAGACUUAGAACAAGGAUCAGCUGUUGAUUUCUUACAUGAAAAGAAUCUUGUGUGUUGGUCGGACCCAAAUGCAGAAUUGAUACAAUGUAUGGAAUUUAAUGAUACUUUUACUGGAGAAAAGGUAAAAAUAGUAUCAGAGGGCCUAAUAACUCCCGCAGGUAUUGCAAUAGAUUGGUAUACAAAUAAGAUAUACUGGACAGAUGGAGAGACAAAUAGAAUCGAAGUGAUUAGUAUUGAUGAUAAAUAUAGAAAAGUACUUUUCUGGUCUGAAGUUGACUUGGCUAUUGCAAUAGCUGUUGUUCCUAAGUCAGGAUUGAUGUUUUGGACUGAUUGGGGUGAGGUACCUAAAAUAGAACGAGCAGGAAUGAAUGGUGAUCCUGCAACCCGUAAAGUAAUUGUAAAGGAAGAUAUUUUCUGGCCCAAUGGUAUUACUGUGGAUUAUAACAACAAUUUAAUCUACUGGGUUGACUCGAAAUUGCUAUUUGUUGAUGUUAUUGAUUUUGAUGGCAAUAAAAGGAAGAAAAUUAUCAAGUCAGGCUUAAACUAUCCUUAUGCACUGACACUGUUUAAUGAAAAGCUUUAUUGGACAGAUUGGAAGACAUGGGCUAUUUAUACAUGGGAUUUAAUGACCACCGGUCCUAUCAAAGAGCUAGUUAAACUAGACUCAGUGCCUGUGGAUAUUAAGGCAUUUAGUGAGGGAAGACAAAUUGUACCCACUGAAGAUUAUCCAUGCAAAAUUAAUAAUCAAGGAUGUUCACAUUUGUGCCUUCUAGCUCCUACUCCGCCUGGCUAUGUCUGUUCCUGCCCAACUGGUGUAAAGUUGAAAGAGGGCAGUAAUACUACAUGUAACAAAGGACCGCAAUCAAUGUUGAUUGUUGCUCAGCGGUCGAUGAUUUCAAAAAUAUCACUUGACUCUCCCGACUUCACACCUUACACAAUGCCAUUGAAGGACCUCAAGAAAGUGGUCACAGUUGACUUUGAUCCAAAUACAGAAUAUAUUUACUGGGCUGACAGUGUGUCAAAAAGUCGGUCAACAAUAUCGCGUUGCCGUUUAGAUGGUAGCGAACAAUCAGUUGUGAUUCACAGCAGUGGUAUACCUGAUAGCAUAGCAAUAGAUCCCUUAGCUAGGAAUAUUUAUUGGACGGAUCCCGUCUCUGAUACCAUAACUGUGGCUCGAUUAGAUGGCAGUGCAAAGAAGGUGAUAAUCUACGAUGAGCUCUACGACCCUCGUGCUAUAGCGUUACACCCCACAGCAGGGUGGAUGUUCUGGUCUGAUUGGAAUGAGAAGAGACCGAAAAUAGAAAGGGCGAAUCUCGACGGCGGUGAGAGGACGCUGCUAGUGGGCGAAAGAGUUACAUGGCCCAACGGUAUCGCGUUGGAUACUCAGCACAAUAGGCUUUAUUGGGGUGAUGCCAGGACACAUAAAAUUGAGGUAAUCAAUAUGGAUGGAACCGAUCGCCGUGAACUGCAUAGUAGCGAAAUUCCGCAUUUAUUCGGUUUGACCUUGCUGGGAAAACAUCUCUAUUGGACAGAUAUUCAGCGGCGCACUAUGGACCGGAUUAAUAAAGAUACAGGCCUUGAACGUCAAACAGUGGUGGAACAAAUGGCGAAUAUGAAGGGCGUUAAAGCGUUCAGGGUUAACGAGUCGCUUGGUUGGAAUGCGUGUGCGCAGAACAAUGGUGGAUGUUCGCAUUUUUGCUUUAAUAGGCCGCAGGAUUAUGUGUGUAGUUGUCCUAUGGGUUUAGAGUUGGGUAAUGAUAAGAAAAACUGUAUAGAGCCCGAAGCAUUUUUGGUCUACAGUCGGAAGAAUAUCAUCGGACGAAUUAGUAUUGAAAAUGAUAACAACGAUGUCGUUCAACCAAUCAAGGAUUUGAAGGAAGUUAGUGCAUUAGCAGUUCACGAGUCAGGGUUUAAGUUGUACUGGUCUGACAGCAGGAUGAAGACGAUUAACCGUUGCUCAAUAAAUGGCUUUAAUAUGGAGAAAAUACUGGAGUGGAUGGGGUUGGUUGAAGGCUUAGCAAUAGAUUGGUCUGGUCAGAAUAUAUAUUGGACGGAUACGGCGGCUCAGAGAAUAGAAGUGGCUAGACUGGAUGGAUCCAGUAGAAGGACGCUAAUUUGGCAAGGGUUAAAGAAACCGAAAAGCAUUGUACUGGAUCCAAGGAAAGGUUACAUGUACUGGUCAGAACUCGGUUCAAAGACGAUAAAGCGUGCUGCAAUGGACGGAUCAGCUGUCAGCGUCCUCAUAGAAGGCGUUGGACGCGUCCACGCUCUAGCCAUAGACUACGAAAGACGCGCCAUCUAUUGGGCGGCUUUGGACCCACCGGCCAUAGAGUAUGCGUACCUCAACGGUACUGGGAGGAAAGUACUGGCUGACAAUAUACCUAUGCCCUAUGCGCUUGCGUUGUAUGGUGAUAAAGUUUAUUGGGGUGAUUGGAAUACAGGAAUAAUCGAAUCUGCGAAAAAGACAGAUGGAUCUGAUAGAAAGACGAUUCACACUCAAUUGGACUACAUAUCGGAUUUGCGGAUUUACCAUCGCGCGAAAGAUAGUUUGCCGAAUCAAUGCGGAGUGGACAAUGGCGGAUGUUCACACCUUUGCUUGCCGCUGCCAUCUAACGACUUCCGGUGUGCAUGUCCAGCGCAUUUCCGGCUCAAUAGAGACAAUAUUACAUGUUCGGAACCAGAAGAGUUUCUUCUGUUCGCCCAGAAGAAUGCAGUUGGGCGAAUUUUAAUUGCGAAUGGCGAAUGUAAUGACGCCUUCAUACCUCUUACUGGGCUGAAAAGUGUUAAGGGGGUUGAAUAUGAUCCUGUUGAGAGGUACUUAUAUUGGAUGGACGACGAAAGCCAUUCCAUACGGCGGGUACCCAUCUCAUAUUCGACCACGUCAGCAGUCACUGACUCGACAGUUGUAAUCACGGGUCUGUCUAGGCCAUUCCAUAUGGUUCUAGAUGUCCUGGGAAGAGCGUUAUAUUGGACCUGCCUAGACACGAACUCUAUAAACGCAACGUCCAUAGACAAUAAUUCAUCCACGGGUGUAGUGGUACGGGGAGAGAAAAUGAUGCCCAGACAUUUGGCUUUUCAUCAGACCAAAAGGUUACUUGUAUGGAGCGACGCGGGUUUAGGUGCGAUUAUACGUUCGAGCGUAGACGGUACGUCGCAGGUUGAGCUCGCUCGCGUAACCAACGUCACAGCGUUAGCCUUGGACGAAACAACGGGCACCGUGUAUUGGGCUGUCGCUAGACAAAUACACGCCGUGGAUCUAGAUACUUCUAACAGACGUAUAGUAUGGCAAGGUGGCUGGGUGGGAUCUCUAGCGGCGUAUAGUGGGUCACUUUACUUGGGAGGGGGCGAACGCCCUUUAAUGCGAGUCCCCUUACAUCGGCGGGACGCGCCAGCUUCGCCCGUACAACACAUUUCUAAGAUGCUGGCUUCGAAGACUGUUCAUAGGGUCGUUCGUGACCACCCCUGUUUCGGUGGUGGGUCUUGCGGGUCCGCCCCUGGGUCGUGUGGCGCUGGUGGCGUUUGUGGGUGUGGCUUUCAUUGCGCUCACCCCGCAAAGGCAUCCUGUGCCAAAGGACAAUUUUUAUGCGGCCAGGGUGAAAUGACCGAAGAUACAAACGCACCCUGUAUACCUAUGUUGUGGAAAUGCGACGGUCAACCGGAUUGCCCGGAUGGUUCGGACGAACGUUCUUGUGACGCGUGUGCGGGUGGCGUUAGAUGCGCGGACGGUUCUUGCGGGCCAUCGCUGGGGGCCUGCCCCACGGGUGCCUUUUGCCAUGCCAUGCCGUUGCCCGAUGCUUUCAGAUGUGACGAUCGUCUAUGCCUGUCUUCGAGUCUCCUCUGUGAUGGACAUGCGCAUUGUGAGGACGGAUCAGAUGAAGCACCAUCUGCGUGUGGAUAUAUACAGAAGGAUUCUGUGAUAAGCGCAACAGGCCGUCACUCUAUAGCUGUGUGGUGUGCGUUGGGCGGGGCCUGCGCAGCGCUCGUGGGUGGGGCGGCCGCAGUGCUACGUUGCCGGUCCUCGCCACCGCGACGCUUACCCGCACCUGUCACACCGCUGGUGUACACGAAACCACCAGAUUAUGGAAGGAAUAGGGUGUCAUUGCCAUCUUCAGAUAUCAUAGACAGCGCGACCGGUUCAGCAUCAGCAUCGGACAGCCUCUGUGGACGGUACCCGCGUCCCACCGCCAACCCACCUCCCAGUCCGGCCACGGCCAGUGGCAGGCGGAGGCCCUACCGCCAUUACCGGGCCUCCAACCGCCCCCCGCCCCCGACCCCCGCCUCCACUGACGCCUGUGAGUCCGAACCGGAACCCGCUUCUAGGGCCCCACCACCCUCGCCAGCGCCUUUGCUCUACUGAAAGGCCUAAUAGAGUUUUAUACACAUCUAGUAAAUCAAAGUUUUAUUAAUAUUUAAAUUAAUUUGUUAGCCUGACAACAGCAGUGACCAUUAUAAUAAAUAAUGGCGGGAUACAAAUUUAAUUAAAAAUAAAAUAAUAAUGAAAAGCAAGCUAGGGUUUAAGAAUUUUAUAAAUCAAAGAUGGCGGCUCAGUAUAAGAAGAUUUACUCAAAUGUUUCUUUUUUAAAUAAAAUUAGUUUAACGAACGUACGUUUUAAUUAGGAUUGGAUUUAAACAUUCAUUACACAGUAAUCCCUCCUUUAUAUGAAAUCGCGUUGUAGAAGUAUUCUCGUAAAACCUUUUUGAAACACUUGAAACAGGUGCAGACGCAAAAAAAGACUUGACAAAUCAUUAUAAAUACACUACAGAAAUAUAACUCGAAAAAUCUCCGCGUUAUAGGGGGAAAUUACCGCGUUUUGUGGGGGACGGAAAUCGCGUUAUAACUGGGAUUAAUGUAUUGUAUUUGCCACGAAGCGUUUUAGAUAAAAUUAACAAUCUGUUUCCAAGACGAUCAACAACAUCAAAAUAAUUAUAGAAACUAGAUGGCGGUUAAAAUAGUAUUGAAACUACAGAAAUACUACUGUGACUAUUAUAUUAUAUAAAUGUCUAAAUACUCAACAGUCAAUAUUUACUUCUGACUUUUGAAUAUUCGGACAAUUUUUAAAGUAAGCAAAAAUGUUAGAUAAAGGAAUCUAGAAAUAAUUUUAAUUGAAAUAAUCAAAAUAACUUCGCGGAAUUUCGCACGUUAUUCGGGGAACCUAUCGUGCACUUAAUGCAUAGAAGACAAUUUAUUCAUGUCCGAGGCCCUAAAUGUUAUAAUAGACAAGAUUCAAAGGAGUGUUGACCGAAUUAAGUCACAUGACAUUGACUUUCGCUACUACGAAGUCAGUAGUAUAUGUAGAGAGUCUAAAAUUAAAUUUGUAUGAAAAUUUGUCGAUGCAAACUGUCAUUUUCAUACAAAUUUAGUAUUCGACUUUGUACGGUUAAGGUAUCUUGACUAAGGCCCAUGUCAGAUGCGCCUACGUCACAAUAGGAUCCCUAUUAUUUGUAUUUGGUGACAACCGUAGACAUAUAGUGUCACUGACAAUUGACUACCGUAGAGAAAAUAUCGAACACCUUUCAUGUAUUUUGAGGUUUUAUAACUCAUUCGCUUCCUUUAAAAUGUACAUUAAACCCUUUUUAAAAGAUAUUGACUCAGAACUUUUUUACAGUGUCAAUUGUUUGUCACAUCUUUAGGUCUAUGGUUUUAAUGCGAAUACGGUAUUUUAUAAAAUUCGAACAGCUGUUUUUACACUUUCAAAUUUAAGCAUAUUAAGUUGUGUACGCAAGUGUACACGCUUGCUCAUGAUUUUGUAUCCCAUUACAAAUUAACAAGUAUGAUUCUAAAUAUUCUAUGGUGCUCUAUAAUGUUUGUGCCUCAUUAGAUUAAUAUGUAUAUAUGUGUAAAUAUUUAGAUAAGCAAUUAAGAGCUUCCUAAAUAUAUUGUUAGGUGGCUGUAUUCAAUUGGAAAGUAUUAUUUUACGUUGGGUUUCACUAGGCCAAAUUAAAGUAUAUUAUUGAAUAAAAAAUUUGAAUCAAUAUAAUAAUUUUUAUAAUUGAAUUAUAUUAGAUUUUGUAUUAACAUUGAUUUGUUCCUAGUCAGAAGCCUAUAAUAGUCAUUUGCACUUAACUAUGAUUCACGCACCCUGUACAUACAACAAUGUCGCAGUUUUGAAAAUUUCUCACUAUUUUGGGGUUACCAUGCCGAAAUACAUCUUAAUUAAUAUUUUUGGAAUUAUUAAUGUAUUGUUUUAUAAUUAAAAAAAAACAUUUUAUGUGUAAUUCUUAUAUCUGAUAACAGUAUCAAUGCAGCCCUAAUAUCACAGGUUUUAGUAUAAAUAAAAUGUUUUUUUUUUUGACAGAAGUAAAUUAUUUCAGUAUGGUUACCCAAACGAUACACCCCAUGUUUCUGGAAUAGUCUAAUCUUUAAAAAAAUAUAAGAAUUAAAAAUGUUGUAAAUUAAUUGAAUAAUGAUUAUGAGGAAUUGGAAAGUCAAUUAUAAUGUAGCUAUUUAUUACGCAUCAAACUUUUUUAUUCUUUUUUGAUAGAUUUAUUGAACUGUCAGAACUUUUUGAAUUUAGAAUUAAAAUAUUUGAUUUUUUAUAAGUUUUUUUAGUUACCUGCCAGUGUAGCUAAACUAGUGCAUUGUGAUAAAUUAACAAUUGCCAUUAAUUGCAUUUACUAUGGAAAUUUUAGUCUUAUCUUUUGUCUUAUGUAUUAAAAUGACUGACUUAAUUUUAUGUAAUAAAUUUGUACCUGUUAUUUGUUUUAUUU